This is a messenger RNA of Osmia bicornis bicornis, 5430 nucleotides long. It is a transcript of the gene Klp31E, whose product is annotated as kinesin-like protein KIF21A. Gene Ontology annotation, biological process: mitotic spindle organization; microtubule-based movement. The record is from RefSeq and is a predicted model, not a curated record. Gene Ontology annotation, molecular function: ATP binding; microtubule motor activity; microtubule binding. The transcript is spliced from 15 exons. Bases 327 to 4787 code for a protein of 1486 amino acids. Lineage: Eukaryota; Metazoa; Arthropoda; Insecta; Hymenoptera; Megachilidae.
UCAAAGAUGUCUGUCAUGUAUGACUUCAGUCCAACAUCCGUACAGUCCUUGGUCCGACGCGACUAGGAUAGAAAUUUUCUUUUCGUUAUGAGAAAUGUUUGAGUGGAUUUUACGGUCCCCUGUGUGCGCGUUGACGACGAAAAAUGCGGAUAUUUCAUGGUCACCGCAUUUAGUAACGCGUGCGCAUUUAUCGUAUUCAAGUAUCUCGAAGAAUUAUAGCCAUCGCCUAAUAGAUUCGGCCUAAUCUCAACAGUUUCUCGUUGAUUUCCUCGCUGAAGUUUUACCGCUUUCGCAUCUUAAGAAGUUGCACAAUAUUCCACAUCGAAAUGUCUGAUGACACGAGUGUACGGGUCGCUGUGCGAAUAAGGCCUCAGGUAGCGCGUGAAGUAAUUGAUAUGUGUAGAAUAUGUACACAAGUACCUCCAGGGGAACCCCAGGUCUUUCUUGGACCAGACAAGGCCUUUACAUAUGAUUAUGUUUUUGAUACCGGUAUCGGGCAAAGCAUAAUUUAUGAAACGUGUGUUGCACGUUUGGUAGAAGGUGCAUUAGAUGGAUAUAAUGCGACCGUUCUUGCUUAUGGCCAGACUGGCUCUGGCAAAACUUACACCAUGGGCACUGGAUUUGAUGUAGAAGUCGACCAAACUGUGGUUGGCAUUAUCCCCAGAGCUAUUAGACACUUGUUUGAUGGGAUUGUAGAGAAACAGAAAUAUGCCAGGGAAUGUGCACAAAUGCCUCCAGAGUUUAAGGUUACUGCCCAAUUUUUGGAAUUGUAUAAUGAAGACUUAAAGGAUUUAUUGGAACCUGGUGGACCUAGAGGUGGUGCUAGAAUUCAUGAAGAUACUUCUGGCAACAUACAUUUAGCUGGAGUAGAACCAAGAAUUGUAACUAGUCCAGAACAAGCCUUAGAAUAUUUAAGACUGGGAGCAUUGUCGCGUACAACUGGAUCUACCCAAAUGAAUACUCAGUCAUCAAGAUCGCAUGCAAUCUUUACAUUGCAUAUAAAGCAACAGAGAUACAUCAAAGUUGAAGAUCCAGAUGCUGAUGUUGAUACAAGUGGCACAGAACCAGCAAGUGAAUUUGAAACUUUAACUGCAAAGUUUCAUUUUGUUGAUUUAGCUGGUUCAGAAAGAUUAAAGAGAACCGGUGCCACUGGAGAUAGAGCAAAGGAGGGGAUAUCUAUAAAUUGUGGAUUGUUGGCUCUGGGUAAUGUAAUUUCUGCGCUUGGGGACAAGGCAAAAAAGGCUCUACAUGUUCCAUACAGAGAUUCAAAACUGACUAGAUUACUCCAAGAUUCACUAGGAGGCAAUAGUCAAACUGUUAUGAUAGCGUGUGUCUCGCCAAGUGACAGAGAUUUUAUGGAAACUUUAAGUACCCUUAAGUAUGCGAAUAGAGCGAGGAAUAUUAAGAACAAAGUCACAAUUAACCAAGAUAAGAGCUCAAGAACAAUUGCUUCUCUUCGGCGAGAAAUUCAGCAACUUCAAUUAGAAUUAAUGGAAUACAGACAAGGCAAAAGGGUUGUCGGAGAGGAUGGUGUAAACGAUGCUUGGCAUGAAAAUCAAAUGUUAAAUAGUGAAUUGCAAAGUCUUCGUACUAGAGUAAAAGCUCUUUCGGAAACAGUUGAAGCACUGACGGCAAAGAAUGUUCUUCUGCUGGCAGAAAAAGCUACUGGUCAGUGGGUAUCAACGGAUGGAAAUAGCGAAGUAACAAGUUUAGUACAAGGAUACGUUCGAGAGAUAGAAGAGUUAAGGGCUCGCCUUUUGGAAGCAGAGGCUAUGUAUCAGCAGCUAAAGAAACGACAGAUGCAGGUCAAUGCAGCAAAUCCUUAUGGCGAUUCUGGAUAUAUAUGUCAUAGCGAUUCUGUGUCGAUAUUAAACGAUGCUAAGAAAGAGGUUCAGAAAGAAAUUGAAGCUUUAACCGCGUUACGAGAACAACAUGCACAGACUAUUAACACUGCCAGUAAAACAGGGGAUGAAGGAGAAGGCGAUGAUACAGAAAUGGCUCAAGAUUCUGUGAGCGAAGACGAAUCGGAUGACGAUUCUGAUAGGAAAGAAGAGGAUGAAGAAGAAGAAGCGAUGGGCCGUGAAUUAGAAGCGUUAACAUCAGACAUCGAUGUAAAACAACGAUUAAUACAAGAACUUGAACUCUCCCAAAGACGCUUGCAAACGAUGAAACAACAUUAUGAAGAUAAGCUUGCUCAGCUACAAGCACGAAUUAAAGAUACCCAGGAAGAAAGAGAUAAGGUAUUACACUCUUUGCAACAGCAACCGACCCCGCAAACAGAAAAGGUAAAAAAAUUACGCGACGAAUACGAGAAGAAACUUUCUGCCAUGCAAAAGGAAAUGCAACUUUUAAAGUCUGCAAAGAAAGAGCACGCGAGGUUGCUUAAAAAUCAAUCUCAGAAUGAAAAUAGGUUAAGAGGAUUAAGAAACGAAUUGGCAGAGAUGAAGCGAGCAAAAGUGAAGCUUCUAAAUAAAAUGCGCGAGGAGGCGCAGAGACACAAAGAGAAUGAACUAAGACGAAAUAGGGAAAUAGCACAACUGCGGAAGGAGAGUAGAAAGAAUGCGAAUAUGAUUCGUACGCUUGAGGCUGAUAAAAGAAUGAAAGAGGUGGUGCUUAGACGCAAACAAGAAGAAGUAUCGGCAUUGAGAAAAAGGGACAGAGGCCUAAGCCUGAAAGCUGCGGGGAGAGCACCGCCUAAACCGAUUAAUCCAAAGGCAUUGAAACAGAGGUGGCAAACGUUCGAGAGAACUAUCGCGAAGCAAGCAUUGGCUAAACAAGCUGCAGCAGAAACGGAGAGAGAAAUGGAAAGGCUUCUUCAAGAACGAGAAGAGUUGGGUAGGGAACUAGAAAAGCUUCAGAAGCACAGAAAUAUUAUAGCAAGUUCAAGAGGAGAUACGAGUGACAUCGACGAAGAGAUUGAUAAUGUCAAAAGUAAAAUUAGUUAUUUGCAGGAUAGCAUUGCCGAAUGUCAACGUGACAUGGUGGAAAUGGGCGAUGGAGAAGCUGAAGGCGAACCCGGUGUCGAAGCGCUUAUAUCGACGAUUCAGUCAGUAGACGAAGCUCAAUAUUUAUUACAAAGAAUGCUAGCAUUCACCGUGGAACAAAGUUGCGUAGCCGCUCAAAAACAACACGAAAUUCGUGAUAUGGAAUCGCGAUUAAAUCAAGUUGCACAAGAAAGUGAUGUACAACAUCAGUUGCUAGAACACGUAUUACGAGAUCGAGAUCUAUUGUCUCUUACAAAUAAUCAUCACAAUACGUCGAAUUAUAGUCCUCUAAGUUCAAGAAGCUCGUCGCCAGAUAAUGAAAAUUAUAAUCAAGUUAUAUUUGGAGAAGAGAAACAACGUAAUAAUAAAGUAAGAAGAAGAACUACACAACCUCAGGAACUUCUUUAUGGCGUUCAAGCCAGUCAGGAUAAUUUGAAGACAGAAGAUCAAAGUCAGAAUCAUAAUCAUCCACUCACGAGAGUACCGAGUGCGCCUGGUAGUUUAAAGGGUUUAGUAUUAACAAGAAGUCAGCAUAGUAUAGGUGGUGGAUCUCCGACUUUAAGUCGGCGCGAUAGCACAUCGCCAAGGCCAUUGCGACGACCGCUUCACCCAGGUGGAGGCUCCAUGGAACAGGUAGCUCAUACAGACGUGUCAUCACCACCUGGAUCACCAACUACCUACCGACGAUUCAACAGUCGAGAAGAAAACGUUUUCUCUAGGCUAACUGCGAGUAGGCAACCAGCAUCAACAGAACCACAGCCUAUGAAAGGAAUUAUUUCUCAGUAUCAAGGCAAGAUACAACCAAGAGCGGUUUUACAUUGUUCUCAUGUAGCAGAGGGACACAGUAAAGCUGUUUUAACAAUGUGUGCAACUGCAGAUUUACUAUUCAGUGGUUCAAAAGACCGGACUGUUAAAGUAUGGGAUCUAGGAACAGGAAUUGAAAACCUUACACUAACUGGUCAUCCAAAUAACGUAGUUGCAGUAAAAUACUCUCCACUACAUGAUUUAUUAUUCAGCGUUUCUUCAGCUUAUGUAAAAGUUUGGGAUUUGAGAGCGGGCAACAAUUGUAUUAAAACUCUAUAUUCGUCCGGCCAAGUACAGAGUGGGCCGAUUACGUUAUCAACAACAUCUAGGAUGCUCCAACUUCCUGUUGGUGAAACAACCAUCAAUGAUUUGGUACUUAGUACCGACGAACAAGAAUUAUAUACUGCAUCCAGUGAUAAAGUUAGAGUAUGGGAUCUUCGUAAAUUAACGUGUACUGGAAGAUUAAGUACACCACACACGGCAGCAGUAAUGUGUUUGGCUGUUGCGGAGGAUGGUAAAGUGAUAACAGGCAGCAAAGAUCAUUUGAUAUCCCUUGUUGAACCAAAUACAUCCGGUCAGUCGAUCAGCCUGGCACCACCACAUUAUGAUGGUGUCCAAUGUUUAACAACUUGCGAUUCAACCUUAUUUUCUGGGUCGAGGGAUAUGUGUAUUAAACGCUGGGAUCUGAGCAGGAUGGAAUUAGUCCAGUCGCUAAAUAAUGCGCACAAAGAUUGGAUUUUAGGCUUGUGUAUGGUUAACAGUGGAACUGUAAUGAUAUCAGGUUGUCGAGGAGGAACAUUGAAGGCAUGGUCUGUACCAAAGGAUCAAGGGGAAUGUAGUCCAAUAGGGGAAGUCAGAGCGCAUGGUUCUGCUAUUAAUGCUGUAAUAACUAAUCAGCAACACAUUUUCACUGCAAGCAAUGACGGAACGGUGAAGCUGUGGAACUACUGUAAGAGAGAUGCAAGAACUUUCCAGAGAAGCAACUCAUUGAAAAGUUAAUACAUGCACCUGAGAUAAUGUAUUUAUUUUAUGACUAUAAUAUUUUUUAUUUAUUUGUUAAUUUAUAACACGAUAGAAUAUUAAUAUGAUAAUUUGAAAUGAUAAUGCACCUGACUUAUUGCUUGCUGGUUUUGAUAUUUUAUUUUUUGUGAACAUGUAUGUAUAAAUGUGUUUUUUGUUUUUACAUGUCUUGUAACUUCAGUUUUGUAUGUUACCGUCUUAUAUUAUUUAAUAUAAGUAUCAAAUAUUAAUUGAAUUUAUAAACGACUUUUAAACAAUAAACAGAAACAUUUUUCAUAUAAAUAAUAUACGGUCCAAGAACGUCAUAUUAAAGAUUGAAUUUAGCAAAAAUUAAGUGCAUUAUCGCGAGGUAGUUCAGCAUAGGAUUGAAACAAAUUUAUUUAAUAAGAACAAAUUUGGUAUUACCUAGCAUUUAUUUUAUUAUGAACAUUAAGGUGGUAAUAAUUAUAAUAUUUACUUUUAGUACAAACAAUAAUUGUUGAUUAAUACUGUACAGUCUGAGGUCUCUGUAGGUCCCAAAUGCUUGAUAUUGUCAGGGUUGGCUGUUAUUUAGUUUUCUUCUAAAAAUUUAAAAACAGUAUUAUGCUUAAUUAUAUUUAUAAUUAUAAAAAAUAAAUUGAUU